This is a messenger RNA of Cucumis melo (muskmelon), 1764 nucleotides long. RefSeq names its product cannabidiolic acid synthase-like 1. Lineage: Eukaryota; Viridiplantae; Streptophyta; Magnoliopsida; Cucurbitales; Cucurbitaceae. The transcript has 2 exons. The record is from RefSeq and is a predicted model, not a curated record. Bases 46 to 1686 code for a protein of 546 amino acids. Gene Ontology annotation, molecular function: FAD binding; oxidoreductase activity.
UUCUCCUACAAAUAAUUCAGCUUUUCGAUACACAAAAGUCCCCAAAUGGUCAUGAAGUCUUUUCUUCUAACCCCUUUUGCUCUCUUCUUUAUUGUUCUAACCUUCUUAUCUCCAUCAUGGGCAGUUUCUACUAAAAAACAUGAAGCUUUUCUCCAAUGUCUUUUCAAUAAAUCUCUAACCACUAAUUACUCCAUUUCUAAUCUCAUUUACACUCCCAUCAACUCCUCCUUUUAUUCAGUCUUGAAUUUCUCCAUUCAAAAUCUUAGAUUUUCAAGGAAACAAACCCCAAAGCCACUCGCCAUCAUCACUCCUUCACAUGUUUCACACAUUCAAGCAGCCAUCAUUUGCUCCAAAUCCCACGCCCUUCAAAUUCGAAUUCGUAGUGGUGGCCAUGAUUUCGAGGGUCUUUCUUACGUCUCCGACGUCCCAUUUAUCGUUGUUGACCUAAUAAAUCUUAGAUCUAUUACAAUUGAUGUAGAAAAAGAAAAUGCAUGGGUUCAAUCUGGGGCAACUCUAGGUGAAUUCUAUUAUAGAAUUGGUGAGAAAAGUCGAACACUUGCUUUUCCUGCUGGCUCUUGUCCGACGGUGGGCAUCGGCGGGCAUUUAAGCGGUGGAGGAUUUGGAUGGUUGAUGAGAAAAUAUGGUCUUGCUGCUGAUAAUGUAAUCGAUGCUUCUUUUAUUGAUGCUAAUGGGAAGGUUUAUGAUAGAGAGUCAAUGGGGGAGGAUUUGUUUUGGGCGAUUCGAGGUGGCGGGGGAGGUAGCUUUGGAAUUAUUGUGGCAUGGAAGGUGAAGCUUGUUCGAGUUCCAGCGACGGUGACCAUCUGUGGAAGUAAAAGAAGUUUGGAGGAAGAAGAUACAAUCAAGCUGAUACAUCAAUGGCAAUACAUCACUAACACAUUGGAUAAAAAUCUUUUACUUGGCAUUAGUCUCACUGGUGGGAAUUUAACUCAAGAAAGUGGCAAAACAAACCCAAAUGCUCUAUUUUCCUCUUUCUUUUUAGGAAAGGUAAAUGAGCUUAUGCCAAUUUUGGACACCAAAUUUCCAGAACUGAAUUUGUCUAAGGAGGAAUGUUCAGAAAUGAGUUGGAUCAAAACAGUUCUAGUAAUGGCUGGCUUUCCAACACAUGAACCCUUUGAAGUUCUACUCAACAGAACACCUCUUUUUGGUCUAAGCACCAAAAUCAAAUCUGACUAUAUCAAGAAACCAAUGUCUGAGGCUGCAUUCAAAACUAUGUUGAAAAGAUUAAAAGCUGAAGACAUAGAAGUUGCACAAAUUAUGUUUAUUCCCUAUGGAGGAAGAAUGAGUGAGAUUUCCAAAUCCGAAACUCCUUUCCCACAUCGGGUUGGAAAUAUAUACAAACUUGGUUACUAUGUCAAGUGGAAAGAUCAAAGCAUUGAUGCAGAGAAAAGACAUCUAAGUUGGAUACGAGAUAUUUAUGACUACAUGACUCCUUUUGUCUCAAAAUCGCCAAGGGCAACGUAUAGUAAUUAUAGAGAUCUUGACAUUGGAAUCAACAAUAAAUAUGGAAAAGCAACCUAUAGUCAUGCUAGGGUUUGGGGGUUCAAAUAUUUUGGGAAGAAUUUUGAUAGGUUAGUGCAUGUUAAAACUAUGAUCGAUCCGAAUGAUUUCUUUAGAAAUGAACAAAGUAUACCUGCCCUAAUCGACAUAAAAUACAGUGUAAUUUAAUAUGUUAAGCUAUGUUACUAUGUCGACGAAGGGGCAAAGGAAGUAUAGUUCAAUAAUAAUUAACAUGUGUGUACCUUU